Neogale vison (American mink) is the source of this 1937-nucleotide messenger RNA. RefSeq names its product CDC like kinase 3 (gene CLK3). NCBI's taxonomy places the organism in Eukaryota, Metazoa, Chordata, Mammalia, Carnivora, Mustelidae. Gene Ontology annotation, molecular function: ATP binding; protein kinase activity. The transcript has 12 exons. Gene Ontology annotation, biological process: protein phosphorylation. The record is from RefSeq and is a predicted model, not a curated record. Bases 1 to 1701 code for a protein of 566 amino acids.
AUGCAUCACUGUAAGCGAUACCGCUCCCCUGAGCCAGACCCGUACCUGAGCUACCGAUGGAAGAGGAGGAGGUCUUACAGUCGGGAGCAUGAAGGGAGACUGCGGUACCCGUCUCGAAGGGAGCCUCCGCCCCGGAGAUCUCGGUCCAGAAGCCAUGACCGCCUGCCCUACCAGAGGAGGUACCGGGAGCGUCGGGACAGCGACACGUACCGGUGUGAAGAGCGGAGCCCGUCCUUCGGGGAGGACUGCUACGGGUCUUCGCGUUCCCACCACCGGCGGCGGUCGCGGGACAGGGAGCCAUACCGGCCCCGCAAGCAUGCCCACCACUGCCACAAACGCCGCACCAGGUCUUGUAGCAGUGCCUCCUCGGUGAGUGGUGGCCGGGGUGUGCUGGCUGGGGCACGUGUCCCUUGCAAUAUCCCUAUCGUUAUAUAUGCUGUGUGCCUUAUGAAAUGCUGGGAUCUGGAAAAUCCAACCAACCAACCCGCCGGCUCCUCACCGUCUCCACCUCUGCCUUUGACUGACACCUCAAUCUGUCAAUCGGAACCGCCUACCAUGCGAUGGGUCGGAUGGCGUUUCGGGGGGCGGUGCAUGCAGAGAAGCCAACAGAGCAGUAAGCGCAGCAGCCGGAGUGUGGAAGAUGACAAGGAGGGCCACCUGGUGUGUCGGACCGGCGAUUGGCUCCAGGAGCGAUAUGAGAUCGUGGGGAACUUGGGCGAAGGCACGUUCGGCAAGGUGGUGGAGUGCUUGGACCACGCCCGAGGGAAGUCUCAGGUGGCCCUGAAGAUCAUUCGCAACGUGGGCAAGUACCGGGAGGCCGCCCGGCUAGAAAUCAACGUUCUCAAAAAAAUCAAGGAGAAGGACAAAGAGAACAAGUUCCUGUGUGUCUUGAUGUCCGACUGGUUCAACUUCCAUGGGCACAUGUGCAUCGCCUUUGAGCUCCUAGGCAAGAACACCUUUGAGUUCCUGAAGGAGAAUAACUUCCAGCCUUACCCCCUGCCGCACGUGCGGCACAUGGCCUACCAGCUCUGCCACGCCCUCCGAUUUCUACAUGAAAACCAACUGACCCACACAGACUUGAAGCCAGAGAACAUCUUGUUUGUGAAUUCAGAGUUUGAAACUCUCUACAAUGAGCACAAGAGCUGUGAGGAGAAGGCAGUGAAGAACACCAGCAUCCGAGUGGCUGACUUCGGCAGUGCCACCUUUGACCACGAGCACCACACGACCAUUGUGGCCACCCGUCACUACCGUCCACCUGAGGUGAUCCUUGAGCUGGGCUGGGCACAGCCCUGCGAUGUCUGGAGCAUUGGCUGCAUUCUCUUCGAGUACUACCGGGGUUUCACACUCUUCCAGACCCACGAAAACCGAGAACAUUUGGUGAUGAUGGAGAAGAUCCUAGGGCCCAUCCCCUCACACAUGAUCCACCGUACCAGGAAACAGAAAUAUUUCUACAAAGGGGGCCUGGUUUGGGAUGAGAACAGCUCUGAUGGCCGGUAUGUGAAGGAGAACUGCAAACCUCUGAAGAGCUACAUGCUCGAGGACGCCUUGGAGCACGUGCAGCUGUUUGACCUGAUGAGGAAGAUGUUAGAAUUCGACCCUGCCCAGCGCAUCACACUGGCGGAGGCCCUGCUGCACCCCUUCUUUGCCGGCCUGACCCCUGAGGAGCGGUCCUUCCACACCAGCCGCAACCCAAGCAGAUGACAGGCGGGGCCCCCCCUCCGGGAGCUGGACAGCGGGAUGUGGCUGCCCGGCUUUCUCUCCACCCUCCACCACCGGGCCCCAGGGCCAGAGCCACCCAGCGAACAGUGCAAUGUGAAGGAAGGCCGGAGCCUGCAGGGGACAAGACUGGAUGAUGCCCAGCUGCCAGAAAGCACAGAUUUGACCCAAGCUAUUUAUAUGUUGUAAAGUUAUAAUAAAGUGUUUCUUACUGUUUGUAA